AUACUUAUACUGCACGCUUGUUAGAGGAAGCCAAGCCACAACCUUCCUUCCCCGAGCUCUCUUUCUCAAGUCUCAGAACUCGAAGAGCAUCGAAGCAAUGACGGAGAAGGUCUCCACCUUGAUCAUAGAAGCAGAUAUCGGAUGCUCAUGUUGUUACAAAAAGAUCCAAAAGCUUCUUUGCAAGCUCCAAGUUCGAGAGAGAAUCCUGUCCAUCAAUUACAACGAGAAGGAUAACAAGGUCACCAUCUCCGGCCCCUUCAAUCCCGAGUGUCUUAAGAAGAAGCUGCUUUGCAAGCUGUGCAAGGUGGCGAAAGAUAUCAAGAUCAAGCCGGAUGACCCACCGCCGCCCCCGCCGAAACCCACAAAGGAACCCAAAGAGCCUGUCAAGAUUAUCUGCUGCUUCAAGCCGUGGCCAGACUGCUGCUUCCGGCCAUGCCCUUGUUUCGAGCCAAGCAAAGGCUGUCGCCGGUGCUGCUUCUGUGGUUGGAUGUGCUGCGCUGUCGCGCCAUUCUGCGCUCCAGAGCCCAAGCCUAGCCCGCCGAAGGAAACGAAACUUGUUUGCUGCGGCAAGCCAUGGCCGUCCUGCUGCUACAAGCCCUGCCCUUGCUUUGAGCAAACCCAUGGCUGCCGCCGGUGCUGCUCCUGUGGUUGGAUGUGCUGCGUUCGAGGGCCGGUCUGUGUUCCACCGCCCAACCCCUGCCCGUCGUAUUGCCCUCCCAGGGCUUGCCCAUCGGAGCACUGCUGCUCCAAGCCAAGCCCGCCGCCGAAUCCAUGUUUCCAUGGCUACAAGUUUGUCUACGAGGAGGGGCCGCCGCCAGAUCCAUGCACCAUUAUGUAAUCUUUAAUCGACCUCUCGUCUAUCCUUUGGUUCCAAUUCCCGUACUUUCUUUAGGCCGCUGAAGAGUAGUGCAGGCGACGAAAGACGUAAAUACGAUCGUAAUGCCGACAGGAUCAUCCCAUCCGAUCUUGUGGAUUAUGAUGGUGAAAGAGAGAUCCAAGAAGCUUAGUUUUCGAUGUGUUUACUUGAGUGGAAGUUUGUGUUUCGAUUUGUGUCA
Messenger RNA from Musa acuminata subsp. malaccensis (wild Malaysian banana), 1055 nucleotides. Lineage: Eukaryota; Viridiplantae; Streptophyta; Magnoliopsida; Zingiberales; Musaceae. The record is from RefSeq and is a predicted model, not a curated record.